This is a messenger RNA of Pyricularia grisea, 1855 nucleotides long. RefSeq lists its product as uncharacterized. The transcript is spliced from 2 exons. NCBI's taxonomy places the organism in Eukaryota, Fungi, Ascomycota, Sordariomycetes, Magnaporthales, Pyriculariaceae. The record is from RefSeq and is a predicted model, not a curated record. Bases 281 to 1657 code for a protein of 458 amino acids.
CUCGCUAUUACUGUGAUACUGCGACCUGGAUAUUUGGCCUGUGCUCAUCGCAUCAGUCUUACGCCUCAUCCUAUAUUGCUUCCUUGGAACAUUAAUGAUGCCCUGGCUUGAUUUGUAUACUUCUGUUCCCUACAUUACUCCGUCUGGCGCAACCCCUUGAUUUGGCGCCCCUCCCCCACAUUGCGACUGAGCCCAGUGCCCUUGUCAACCUGCAGCUAUCAAAAUAGUCCUACUAUCCUACUUAUAGCCAUUGGUUGCUUGCUUUUCUUUACGCGAAGCGAUGAGUGCAACCACUCUCGAAGGUUCUAGUAACCCCGAUCCACUUACCGGGCUGCUGGACGACUUCCGUCCAUUCCUAGAGGAGAGCCUGAUUUUGGCAAUAGUGGGGGACUAUGAUUUAACCACACAAGCCGAAGCCGCCAGGGGCACACUGCAGUUGCUUGCCUCUGACGCCGAGAAGGAAGAGACGUCGACCUUCAACCCUAGCGGCAUUGCCCUUGAUGCUGGCCUCUCAGAGUCUGCGGACCAUAGGGCAAGCGUCCCGGGGUCGACAAGGACAGACGAGACACCUUGGCUCUCGUCGGUGACGUCGGACAGUCCUACUCUGGACGCCGAGGUUGAGCCUUGGAACGAAGACCAAGACGUCCCCGAUGAUGAAAAGGAGGCGACCCUAAUAGCCAUGUUUCCGGAAAUGAAAGUCUUUGAUGUCAAAUUCGAACUGCAGCGCGCAAAUGGCGACUUCGAAAAGGCCAUGUUAGCUUUGUUGAACAUCCAGUACUUGGAUGAAGCUGGUGAACUGCAAAGGGGGACAGUGGUGGGAACGGAAAGCCCGGGCUCACGAAACCGGAAGAAGGCCAAAGGCAAAAAAAAGGCUACUACACAAAGCAACGGCGCAAAGUCAAAUCUUCGUCUUGACGUGGCCUAUAAGCUGAAGCCUGUUUCUUUGGAAGAGCCUGACGAAGAAUCCAGCGCAACCACAUCGCCAUUACGAUCCCCAUUAUACAGCCCCAUCUCAUCAUCAGGCUUUGCAUCCCCCGCUCGAUCAUCGCCAGCUCCGCAUGCUUCCCAACAGCGGAAACCCCCGGCCGACCCUUUAAGCUGGCAGAAAGUCGAGUCGCGGAAGUCCGCCACUCCGAAAGCCGGUCCCGGUCUCAUCUCUGGGCUACUCUACCAAGAUUCCUCGGCAGCGCUCCGCGACGCGGCAGGCUACUCGUUCGACCAGGCGCAUAAAGCAUGGCGCCGCGGCCGCUCCGACCCGCUCUUUCGUACCGCUGCGGUCGUGUACUCGGAGCGUGGCCACUCUCAGGUCGGCGCGGCGCAGGUCCGCGAGCGCGCCGACUACGAAGCCCUCGUCGACCGCCAGAGCGCGGGCGAUCCGGACCUCAUCGACUUGCACGGUGUGCCCGUGCGCGAGGGCGUCGAGAUGGCGCUCAACAGGACCCGGCGCUGGUGGAGGCGGCUGGUCGAGACGGAGGAGCAUGGCGCGAGAGCCGCUGCCAAGCAGAGGCCGUUUGUCGUCGUCACCGGCUCGGGGAACCACAGCGCCGGCGGCGUGUCGCGGCUUCGGCAGUCGGUCGGCGUGGCGCUCGCGCGGGAUGGUUGGUGCGUCGAGGCGCAGACGGCCAAGUUUGUUGUUUCAGGGCGCAACAAGCCUUGAGCGGGGAGUAUGUUUGCAGCAGUUACUUUAUCUCGAGAUUAUGUUGAUGAUCUAAUUGGCUCUUGUAUGCUUGUGGAAAGCUUUGUGAGUAAUUGUAUAGGAGUCAACCGGGACUACAAGCAUGUUAAUAGACAUUAGCUACCAUUUUGCAUAGCUAAUGCUUAAACCCUCUCAAGUAAGGCCUUGUCUCUCUCUGGA